AUGGAAUGGCAUGCAGUAGCUUCAUGGACAUGGGAUGCUCAAGAUGAGACAUGUGGGAUAUGUAGAAUGGCUUUUGAUGGUUGUUGUCCUGAUUGUAAACUCCCUGGUGAUGAUUGCCCACUAAUUUGGGGUGCUUGCAACCAUGCUUUCCAUCUUCACUGCAUUCUGAAAUGGAUAAAUUCACAGACUCCCCAGGCACACUGCCCCAUGUGCCGGAGGGAAUGGCAGUUUAAAGAAUGAGCCUCCACCGGAAUUGGAAUUGGAAUUCCAUUCCUUUCCAUUCUCGCGUCUCAAUGCAAAUGACUAUGUAAUUCAAUUCCUUUGUAAUUGAGUGAGAAAAUCGAUGGAAUUCAGUUGUAAUCUUCUUUCAUUUCUAUAAAUGAUUGAAAUGCAUUUUGUAAACCUAUAAUUGGUGGCAUUGUAGUGUGUUGAUUUUUUUCUAUUAUGUAAUUAAUUUUUGGUA
Lactuca sativa (garden lettuce) is the source of this 463-nucleotide messenger RNA. RefSeq names its product anaphase-promoting complex/cyclosome 11 (gene APC11). Gene Ontology annotation, cellular component: anaphase-promoting complex. Gene Ontology annotation, biological process: anaphase-promoting complex-dependent catabolic process. NCBI's taxonomy places the organism in Eukaryota, Viridiplantae, Streptophyta, Magnoliopsida, Asterales, Asteraceae. Gene Ontology annotation, molecular function: zinc ion binding; cullin family protein binding; ubiquitin protein ligase activity. The record is from RefSeq and is a predicted model, not a curated record.